ACGAAGCGCAAUGGAAAGAACGCGGUCUCUCAAUGGCUUCCCAAUGGUACCCCGUCGGACAUGGCAUGCACCAUCCUAAUAUCCUAGAGGCAGAAUUGGAUGAAUCCCUAAUUGGGCUAGGAACAGACUGUCUUGACAUCUCAACCUUCACGGGCCGGAUCACAGCAGAAACGCCCCAAGCUGCAGAUAAGCUGUACCGCACGGGCAAGCUCAGCAACUCGGGCUUAGCAAUUUUUAGUUUGUGCGGAACCGUCAAUACAGUAAGUGAGAUGGAUCAUUGAAUAAGGACUAUAGAUGAAUUCCAGACCCAGACAGUGUCCUCCCAUAUUCUAAUUCCUCAAGGACAACUUGCACAUCAGCGCAGGCUUCUCCCACAAAGUGAAAGUCUUCUGAUUCGACCAUUGGCGACUAUCCUCGCAAAGCUCCAGAUCAAAGUUCCACAACAGACGAGUAAUAAUGACUCGCAUUUCCGCAAAAGCCAGAUUCCUUCCGAUGCAGUUCCUCGGCCCAGUAGAGAAUGGUUGGAGCACUUCUCUGUUAUCAGAGUAGAAUGGUGAAGAUGGGUCUGUUUUGGCUUCUGGUAGCCACCG
This is a messenger RNA of Aspergillus neoniger CBS 115656, 590 nucleotides long. RefSeq lists its product as uncharacterized. The coding region runs from base 33 to 281 and encodes 82 amino acids. Lineage: Eukaryota; Fungi; Ascomycota; Eurotiomycetes; Eurotiales; Aspergillaceae. The record is from RefSeq and is a predicted model, not a curated record. The transcript has a single exon.